This is a messenger RNA of Trichechus manatus latirostris (Florida manatee), 1100 nucleotides long. RefSeq lists its product as uncharacterized. The record is from RefSeq and is a predicted model, not a curated record. NCBI's taxonomy places the organism in Eukaryota, Metazoa, Chordata, Mammalia, Sirenia, Trichechidae. Bases 348 to 971 code for a protein of 207 amino acids. The transcript is spliced from 2 exons.
GAGGUUGGGCACUUCCUUGCCUCCUGUAAUGCGGCUGGCUCCGGGCUGCAGUGGGGCUGGGUCCCUGCCAAGGACUGCUUUGUCCUCCCAUCCUCCUGCCUGGGUCAGGGAGGGCCGGCUGGGCUGAGGCUGCGGUGGGCAGGAGGGACUGCCGUCUGCCUCGAGGUGCCCUCCUCCUGGAUCUCACCCCGGGGGUCACACCUUAGCACUGCACCAAGUCUGGAUGGUUGUCACACUGGAGCAGGGGAUGAGGCCAGGGGAUGGAGCAGAUCAAAGGAAGGGGCAGGGCUAUGAGACCACGGCUCUGGGCAGGUGAGGCCUGAAUGUGGAGCUGAGGGGACGUCUGGAUGGAGGAAGAGGAGGACAAAGGCCUAGCCCUGGGGCAGCCCCCUCACUCGCUCAUCCACACUCACGAGCGCCUGCUCUGUUCCGGGCACCCUUCCAGGCAUGGGUGGGCAGGACAUCAGACAGGCCCCUCUGCCUUCAGCCAGAGUGUCAGGAGCUGUGGGGUGUGCUGGCGGGCACCCUGGAUGUGGGGCACGAGGGAAAGAGGGACCCCAGUCAGAGACUCAAGGAGGAUUUACGUGGGAGGUUUCAGGGUCACAGUGCAGGUGUGGAUGGACAAUAGGACGAGGACUGGGCCCCCCAAAUGUGAGAUCGGGAGGGGGGAGCCCCGAGGAGCUGCAAAAGAGCGGGAGACCCCAGGAGGCGCGGGAGGCCUCCAUGGGUGGCUGAGAGACGGGGCUGGAGGCGGGACAGGGACAGUGUUGUGGGGUGAAUGUGGCUGGGAAGCGACUGACUUGCUCUCGCCUGCCUGGAUGGGCCAGAGAAGAUGGACGGAGGGUCUGUGCAGCACUGGGCCCAGCAGCGUCACCAGACUCUGCAGGGCGACACAACCUACCUGGAGAGCAGGCACCCCGAUGUCAUCUCCACUUUACAGAGGAGGACGUGAGUACAGAAAGGUCAGGUGACACCCUUCCCACCCCCGGGCUCAGCGCCAACACCUGAGCCUGCGGCUCCUCAAGGAAGACCUGGCCUUCGGGCGGACAGGAGGGGCACGGGGUGCAGGGUGGGGGGACUCCAGCAGGAGACAAGGACCA